Molecule: messenger RNA, 745 nt
Organism: Colletotrichum godetiae
Lineage: Eukaryota; Fungi; Ascomycota; Sordariomycetes; Glomerellales; Glomerellaceae
Exons: 1
Coding region: 225-623 (132 amino acids)
Source: RefSeq, a predicted model, not a curated record
GGGACAAUGGAGAACAUCCUUCUAUGGGGCCCUAGACCAGGGUUGGGGUGGCGGAGAAGCUCUUGAUCAACGAUGAAUCGAUGAUGAACAAGGUCCUGGCAUGACAUUCCCUCUCGACAGCCGAGGAAUAUGACCAGCUACGACUGUCACGUUGGCGCUUGUGUUGGCAUUGGUGUUUGCCCGUGGUGCUGCGUAGCUGCAGCUGCACGCGCUUGUGGGACUGGAUGGUUGACUUUGGCCUCGGUGUAAGUCGACGGUGGCAGCUCUACUGCGUAAUGCUAACUAUGCUUUGCUUUGCGUGUGCUUGGCCGUCGCAGGCAAUGGCUGGGUUGUGGAGAUGGAUCCAAGGACGGCAUUGCUGGCCUCUCUCGGCGCGCCGUGCUGUGCGAGUGCGGUAUCAUGUCCUCCUUAGCUCGCCCAUCACGGUACGGAUACUUUCGUCUGCAUGCUUGAGGUUGCAACAGUCCUGUGGAGUGCGGAGAGAGAGAGAGAGAGAGGCCAGCCAGCAGCCGCAGAUCGCAGUGCAGCUCUUUGCUUUGCGUUGCGUUUGUGGUUGCUGCUGCAUCACCAGGCUUGGCCUGGCUUGCCAAACUGGGCUAAACGAAGAACAAAUCGAAGCUUGAGCCUCGGCAUCUGUUGAAGCUCGUGCGCCCCUCGCGUCUGUACUCUGCACCAGGACUCGUUUUGAGUAACCGAUUCGGGAGGGGUGGGCAGCAAAUGCGGGCUAAACAGUAAGACUCUGGAC